Molecule: messenger RNA, 1053 nt
Organism: Lampris incognitus (smalleye Pacific opah)
Lineage: Eukaryota; Metazoa; Chordata; Actinopteri; Lampriformes; Lampridae
Product: gamma-aminobutyric acid receptor-associated protein-like 2
Exons: 4
Coding region: 219-572 (117 amino acids)
Biological process (GO): autophagy of mitochondrion; cellular response to nitrogen starvation; macroautophagy
Cellular component (GO): autophagosome membrane; autophagosome; cytosol
Molecular function (GO): ubiquitin protein ligase binding
Source: RefSeq, a predicted model, not a curated record
CCGGAGUGACGUCAUCGGCUGGGCAGCGUUUAGGCCGCUUGUUUUGUCGAGGCUGUUGACGAGCAAAAUUUGUUUAUCUUCAGUUGACGCGCGCCUGUCUGUGGGAAGAACGAGGCGUUCACAGGACGUAUAGAAUAUUUAGGUCGUUGUUCUAGUUCAUCAUCCGGCCCCCUCCCCCCCCCUCGGUAUCGGAGCGACGAAGCCCGGAGACGGCAAACAUGAAAUGGAUGUUCAAAGAGGACCAUUCCUUGGAACAUCGAUGCAUAGAGUCUGCCAAAAUCCGCAGCAAGUACCCUGACCGAGUCCCAGUGAUUGUGGAGAAGGUGUCUGGAUCACAGAUAGUGGACAUAGACAAGAGGAAGUACCUGGUUCCCUCGGACAUCACCGUGGCUCAGUUCAUGUGGAUCAUCAGGAAGCGGAUCCAGCUGCCCUCGGAGAAGGCCAUCUUCCUGUUUGUGGACAAGACCGUCCCUCAGUCCAGCAUCACCAUGGGGCAGCUCUACGACAAGGAGAAGGACGAGGACGGCUUUUUAUACGUAGCGUACAGCGGGGAGAACACCUUUGGUUGGUAGAAAGCCCUCAUCCUGGUUGACUCUACCUACAGAAUCACAUGACUCCCCAUUGGCCACGCCCACCUAUGUCUUCAUCACAACCCUCGCCCGCCCCUGGAGAAACUGUGGAGAUGAAGCCACGUAAAGAGAUAUGGAGGUGGACUGAGUGCUCACACAAGUGGAUGUGGAUCAUUGAGUGCACCGGUGUGUUUAUUUGGGCCCAUGCUGCAUCGUGUAGUGAUAGCUUACGUUAUGUAUAGGAUCAUUCUGUUUGUUUGAUGUCGUCACGAAUAGAGAAGAUUGGCUUAAGGGAGAAACGUGGAUUGGUUUUGUUUUUUUUUUUCUUCAGCAGUUAAAUAAUAUUUUGGGUUUAUACUCAGUUUUAUUUUAUUUUUUUUUGUGCUUUCAGUUGUACUUUCCUUUGAAGAUUAUAUUUAAAAGAUUUUAACUAUUUGAAGGUAAGGUAGCUGGAUAACCGAACCAAUAAAAAGAUGAUAAUCAA